GUAUAUUGCCUUAUGACAUGUCUCGGAGAGAUGGCAACCUAUUUACCUGUACAUGGUUCUUUCAACCAUUACGCAACCAGAUUUGUUGAUUCGUCGUUGGGGUUUGCGCUUGGCUGGAAUUAUUGGCUUUCGGUAAAUUGCUGCAAACAAAAAAAAAAAGAAAAGACGAAAACAUUUGGCGUUUGUAAAUUACUUGACUGACACUUUUUUUUCACAUUUUUAACAUCGCCUUUAUGUUAACUAGUGGGUAACUAUUGCACUCACAUUUUUCUACUUUUUUAAAACCGUACUAACAAUUUUCUUUCUCGAUUUGGGAAUAGUCUGUUUCAAUCGCAACAGAGCUUUCUGCCGCUGCCACUAUUGUUAAUUGGUGGAGACCAGUGAUGCCAGACGCUGUUUGGUCUACUAUAUUUUUCCUCGUUAUUUUUGCUAUCAAUCUUGUCGGUGUUCGACUAUACGGUGAACUUGAGUACUGGUUUGCACUAUUGAAAAUACUCAUUGUUUUCGUGUUCAUCAUUAUUGCCAUUUUAGUUACCUCAGGAGC
Messenger RNA from Mycotypha africana, 544 nucleotides. RefSeq lists its product as uncharacterized. Gene Ontology annotation, molecular function: amino acid transmembrane transporter activity. Lineage: Eukaryota; Fungi; Mucoromycota; Mucoromycetes; Mucorales; Mycotyphaceae. The record is from RefSeq and is a predicted model, not a curated record. The annotation marks the transcript as partial. Gene Ontology annotation, cellular component: membrane. Gene Ontology annotation, biological process: amino acid transmembrane transport. The transcript has 5 exons.